GGAAGCACUAUCCCUUUAAGAGCAAGUGGGACAUAGCGGUGCGAGGAAAGGAGAGGAGGGGGAGAAGAAAGAGGAAUUAAAAAAGAAAAGGAAGAAAGAGACAGGGAGGGAGGAGGGAGAGCGGGCGAUAAAAAAAGAAAGAUGACAUCCUCGCGGCAGAAGGGCCGAGGUGGAGUGAUAGGCUGCAGCCCGGCGAGCGGUGCUCUCGCCGGGGUCACGGCUUGAAACCAACAUCGAGGCUUCGACAAACACCCGAGUGGCCUAAUGGGAGAAAAUGGAAAAAAAUAGACUCAUACAUUAAAACCAAAGCAUGAACUGCUGUGCUAACAAAUGCGUGUGUUUUAAACCCAUAUUUGCUCUUAAAUGGCGUUAAAUGGCGUUGAAAUCGCAUUAUUUUCAAGAUAAAGUGGUUGUUGUUUAAUGCUAAAGUGUAACACUGUGCCGUGCGCUGUUGGUGUUUUUGGGUGAGUUUAGGGUCAGUGUGCUGGUGCGUUUGAUGAACACUACUGUAUAAUGAGGCAAAGUUAGAGAGGGAAGACGCGGUUGUUGGAGCUAGCCCGUGUGCUGCGUGCUUACAUGGACACGGCAUUCGGCUACAUCAAUGAGAACAACAGCACAAGUUGGAACACAGCACAGACGAAGCCAGUUACGCUUUUAUUCGAGAACCCGAAGACAGCGAGUGUUCGCGCCUCGGCCGUCGUUGGGCCCCGUCCACACCAUGCAAAGGCGGCUGUCCGCGACCUCAAUCACCAACUGACUGUGUAAUCUCCACCGCUGUAGCUCAAAAUGGAUGCUGCUUGGAGCAAUUUCCUCUUCCAGCAUACUCCCACCCAAAAUCAAGUGGAGGGGAGCCUCCAAUCAGAGCUCAUGUCAGUGCAUACGAGUUCUCCCCAAACUCCACCCACAGAGCACAUAGCUCAGCCUCCCUCAACAGUGGACACUGCUGCUCUCAAUGAGGAGCCCCUGCCCGUGAAGCCAGUGUCUCGGCCGGCCCGUGUGCCCCACAUCUGUGCCAUCUGCAACAAGCAGUUCAAGAACAACUACAACCUGCGGCGGCACCAGUCGGUCCACACCGGGGUACGCAUGAAGGACAGGGCCAGAGAGCAGGUGGAGGGGGCGAAGGAGGGAGCAGCGGGCCAGGUGGCGGUGGCAGUGGCGGUGUCGGCCCCGUCGGCGAUGGUGGUGGGGGCUGGAGGGAGGAUGGAGAGGCCCACUGUUCCCCUCUCACUGCUCCACCUCUCCACGCCUCCCACUCUCGCCCCUCCCGGCGUGUUGGUGGGUGCACAGCAGCCUCCCCUGGGUAGUCAGGAUGGUGAAGGGGUUGCCAUGCCAAACGUAAUGGCUAGUGUUAACCCCCAUGCUCCGCCUCCUGCUGCUGUCGUCAUGGCCACAGGGGCGACAGUACAGCGUCCCACAAAUCCGAACCCCAACCCAGUGAAGAAGAACCACGCCUGUGAGACAUGUGGGAAGGCCUUCCGCGACGUCUACCACCUCAACCGCCACCGCCUGUCACACUCGGACGAGAAGCCGUUCUCCUGUCCCAUUUGCCAGCAGCGCUUCAAGAGGAAGGACCGCAUGAGCCACCAUGUGCGCUCUCACCAAGGUGGUGUGGAAAAACCCUACGUCUGCCCCCACUGUGGCAAGGCUUUCUCCAGGCCUGACCAUCUGAACAGUCACGUGAGACAGGUGCACUCCUCAGAGCGACCUUUCAAAUGCCCAACCUGCGAGUCCAGCUUUGCCACGAAGGAUCGUCUGCGUGCGCACAUGAUUCGCCACGAGGAGAAGGUCCCCUGCCACAUCUGUGGAAAACUGCUGUCUGCUGCUUACAUCACAGAUCACAUGAGGGUUCACAACCAGUCGCAGCACCACGCCUGCCACCUCUGUAACCGUAGCUUCACCACGCUGACGUACCUUCGUGUCCAUGCCCAGAAGCACCACGGCCAGGAGUGGAAGGACAGUCCCGGGGGCUUCGGAGGCUCGGGCUCUGGCGGCGUGCUCGUCUGUCACUUGUGUGGCGUCCACUGCAAGACGCCCACGCAGCUCCAGGGGCACAUGGGCACCCAUGGCAACAGCCAAGGUGCCCCGAGCCCCGUCACUUCUAAUGUGGCUGCCAGCAGCUCCGUCUCCCUUAGCAACAUGGUGACAGCACCCACUGUGUAUGUCACUGGCAACACGGUGGUGGACCUGCUGGUCACAGACUGCUCUAGCAUUGCAGCGCCACAGUCCCAGAGUUAGCAAUAGAGAGCUCAGCAAUAAUAACCUCAGUCCCUUUGCAGAGGGCAAGGUUAGAGAAGGUUGGAGUAACUCGUAGAUGCUGAUCAGGUUUCAGGUUUACCAUGUAGUAGAUGAGGAUAUUAUUGAGGGUGGGGGGAAAAAAAGGGUGAUAUAUACAUAUAUAUACAUAUUUGGUUGUAUGAGGUACUGGCACAAAGUCCGUUGUGUGAGCGCCUCGUGUGUUAGGAACAGCCUGAGACAUUUAGGUAGGUUUGCUUAUGAAAACAUCUGUCAGAGGAGAAGCAAGCAAAAGACCCUCCAUGUAAAAGCUAUUUUCACUUAGGUCUGUGAUGUUUACGAUGUGUUCUUUGAUUUAUCUUAUUUUCUUUACUGGAAACUGACGUUUAUAAACCACCCGAUCUCCCACACCAGUGUCCAUAGAGGAAAAAUCAGUGUUUUUAGCUAGUGACACAAUCUACCACUGCCUCAUUUAUGAUGUUUGUGUCACUAAGUUUAUGAUUUCAGGAGGCAGCAGUGGAUCAACAACUCUAGGGUGUGAUGUGCUGAAAAAUUGCUGCUUUUCUCAGUUGGACUUUUUCCGCGGUGGUGCGAGCGAUUUACAAACUUCUGUUUCCAGUGGGAAGCAGGUAAAUGAUUGACUGACUGAUCAUUUAUCAGGCAAGGCUGCAGAAGGCUGAUUGACUCUGUGUCGGUACCUUAUACAAACUGAACUAUCCCUUUAACAGCCGUCAGCUUAGAGCUGGAGAACAAGAGAAAGAGGAAAACCUGCGUUUGUAGAGUGAUGAAGUCAUUGGAAAAACAAAGGGGGCGUUUGUGGCUACGGCAGGUUCACUGACACUAACGACAGUAUAUAGGUAAAUAAGAAAAUAAACUGUGGUAUUGUGAGCAUCUACUGUAAUACUCUUCCCUCUCUGCCCUCUCUCUCUCUCUCUCCCUCCCUCUCUCUGACAUUGGCUGCUCUCUGCAAGUGCAUCAAGUACUGUAUAUCUCACACCAGCUCUGAUCUUACCUCCAUUUUAAAGCUCACUUACAGAGAAUCCAAAUGGCCUGUGUUGAAAGAAAAGCAGGAGGGUGAGAAUAACUCCAAAUCAAACAUGACAAAGGAAGGCAUUAGUAAUGUAGUUUUGUAUAAGUCAGCGCUCGUCUAGCGCGUUUGUCUCUUCAUGAUUUGAUUUGACACGUACCGCGAGUGUCUGACGUUUCUAGAGGGCUGUAACCAGAUCAGGACAGACGACCACACACGUGUAAAUGUGUCAUGGAUGUACUGGUUACUUUGUUUCCUUAAAAACAGUACAGAGAUGAGAGUAGAGGGGUGAUUAGGCGUGUCAAGCACCUUACAUGUAGUCAUUGUUUGAUUCAGCGAGGGUCAAAAUGGGUUUCUUGGAUUUUCUUGCUCUGAGUCUUCCCUCUCCGAGUCUGGCCAUUAAAAAAAACACAACGUCACACAACUGCUAAUCAGCACUCGAGCUUCUGACAUGGCGACUAUGCUCCAGAGAACUACCUUUUGUGCAUGAAAACAAGCGCGCUCGGUCAUGCUUAUUGUUAGGGAGGUGUCUCGACACAGGAAACGUUUUUAGCAGUUCCACUAAUUUAGUCCGCUGUAAACAAUAAUAUUUAUGAAAGUGUUGAUUUUUUUUUUUUUUAACAUUGUCGGCCAUUCGUUUGAUUCUAACUGUCAUUGCCAUAAUCGUUUAUUUUGUUUGUUUUUCUCUGUGUAUCAGUCCAAUGAGUGAAGCGUCUGCAUAGAUUUAGUCGUCGAACUCUGUGUAUAGCACACAAAUCACGAUGGUUCCACACGAACAUGUGAAGAAUGCUCUACUCUCACUUGUUCUCUGGAUAAUGUUUUCGGUUGUUUUGAGUUGUGUGGUGUCAGGAAAGGGCUUCUGAACUCACCACUCAGGUGAACAAGUCCACUGGGAGUUUGACAACAACACACAGUUGGUAUGCUGUUAAACAAAUCCUGGUCGUGUACUGGAGUGCUAUUUCAGUUUUUGUCCUUGAUAUGUUAUCUUUUAAAUUUGUAGAUUUCUUUCUUUUUCUUUCCUCUCCUUUCCUUGGAAAUGUGUUCUUCCUGUUGAGAAAAAGUAGUGAUGUAUUAUUAUUAUUAUUAAAAAAAAAAAAAAAAGAGAGUACAUUUUUAGGUUUUCUCCAUUACACGAAGAUAAAAAAAAAAUAAUACCUCUACUCUAGGACUCUGUACAGCUCUUGUUAUACAUCUUAAAGCCUUAUUGUACUCAACUGCAUUUUAAUUCUUUAAGAUGAAAUAUUUCAAAUCUUAGUCAUGGAUUCAUUAAGAAUAUUAAUGGGAUGUAUUUAUAUUUAUAUUUUUAUAUUUCUCAACAGUAUGCAUGUCUAAAAGGUUGUUAGAGCAAAAAAAAAAAUCAAUGAUGCUUACUACAGUCAUAAAUAUUAUCUUAUUUUGUAGAUGAAGUAGAGCUCAUGUUAUUAUUUUGUAAUUUGGAAAGUUUAAAGUAAAAAUGCUAAACAGGC
Molecule: messenger RNA, 4725 nt
Organism: Solea solea (common sole)
Lineage: Eukaryota; Metazoa; Chordata; Actinopteri; Pleuronectiformes; Soleidae
Gene: mazb
Product: MYC-associated zinc finger protein b (purine-binding transcription factor)
Exons: 7
Coding region: 787-2235 (482 amino acids)
Biological process (GO): negative regulation of transcription by RNA polymerase II; regulation of cytokine production; regulation of immune system process
Cellular component (GO): nucleus
Molecular function (GO): DNA-binding transcription activator activity, RNA polymerase II-specific; RNA polymerase II cis-regulatory region sequence-specific DNA binding
Source: RefSeq, a predicted model, not a curated record